AUGGUGCGAGAAGUUGGUAGCAGAGAUAGGGAGAUAUUCAGCCGUGGCAGCGGAAGAGAUAACAGCGAGGAUGAUUCAUGGUUCACAUCGGAGAAGAUGGUGACCGUGACGUGGCUGCGCGCGAAGCGAGGAAAAUCAGGUAUGGUGACGGUAUCCUGUUUCGGUAGCCGCGUGACGCUUUGUUUGCAGGUUCGCAAGCUCUGGACAUACGACGGUGCCGGCGCCCCCUACUUCUAUAUAGGGGGAGCGACUGAGGUCCUCCCGAACUCCACACUCCGCCCGACUGCCUUCCGCUGCCGGCCCCUGGCUCCGGUGCGCCUCCCGCCGCUGCCUCCCUGGCCCUGCCGCGCCUCCCGCCGCCGCUCCCACUGCCCCGGCGAGCCUCCCGUCGCCGUCCAACCCCCGCCUGCCCCUCGUCCCCAGCACGCCUCGCGUCGCCCGCCUCGGAUCCCAGCGUGUCUCCAGCUGCUGGACCUCCACCGGCGACCAGCACCGCCCCUGCAGGGCGCAGAGGUCGCGCGCCUCCUCUUGCUGCCUAUCCGUCCCAAUCACACUCUGUCAUCCCUCCCGGCGCGCUCGGAUCUGGCUUCCUCCGCCACCGCGCUACCCCUCCCCUUCCCCCGAAUCAACCGGCGUCGCCCCAACCAUCCUAGCCUCAGGCGCCCUUCUUCCUCCAGGUGGAACUCCCGCGCCGCCCUUCUUCCUCAUCCUGAAUACCACACCUCCGCCUCCUCCCGAUUAACCCAACGAAACCAAGCGCCAUCCCAGUCCAGCCGCGCUGUGUCAGGGAGGUCGAGGCCAUCGCGAGCAGCAGUCCACAACAGUCAAGCGGCCGCUGACCCUGUGCCUCCACGUGCCUCAUCUCCCGCUGUUGGCGACGGCACUCCCUUUCACCGGCGCUUCGGUGGCGCGGCCAGCCGCCUAUACCGGCUUCGGCUGCAACCAUCUCUCUCUGUCAACCUCCUCAUCUCCUCUGUGAAUCAGUUCGACUGCGUAUAAACACAAUUAUUUAGUUUUCAUGUCUGAAAUUAAGAGGUUCAUUAUAUGCAUUAUAGCAAAAAUGCUCAUUUUUAGCAGUUUUAGCACAUAUGUUAGAAGAGAUCGUUGACAAAAGAAAACCAUCCGUUCUUAACAGUUAAAGAAAUGGAUUCAACAACGUUUGCGGUGCAGAAAAUUUCAUGACCGGUGUUCGAGUUGUGUACUUUUAGCUUCUCUCGUGGUCUCAGCUCAUAUGUUUGUGUUCAUGAAUGGAACAGAUCCUGGCGCGAUCCAGGCUCUCUCGGCAACCAGCGGGUGCUCUCUUUCCUCAAUCAGAUGGCUAGCAAAAAGAAGGUAACACCAGCCACGAGUUUCAUUCCCAAUUCCUAUGAAGUUCAUACGAUUGAAACGACAAGGACAUGGCUGCUGAACACAAGGUUUCCCUCUAAAAAAAACAUGGAGUUCAACUUGACUUUGUGUUAGUUGGAUCACUCGUGGAUUCAACAACAAGAAAAGCGCACCGCCGCUGCCCAGCACACCCAAGGCCGGAAGUACAAAUUUUUUGCAAUUUUGUCAAUUAAGGCUUCCUCGCUUUGACCGGAGAUGAUGCUCUGCAUCGUAUGUUAAUUAGGAUUGCAUUUGCUGUUAGCUUUUGGUAGUGCAACACGAGUUCAGAGUUAAACAGGGGGAGAAUGGAAGCACGUGAGAGGAUAAAUAUGUGUGUGGUAGAGGAACGUGUGCAACGCAAGCACGUGCUACUACCUAGAAAAACAACUUCUUGUAUAAAAAAACAUAGCUUUUUGUGAUGUUAAAAUAUUUAACUAUGUUCUGUGAA
This is a messenger RNA of Triticum aestivum (bread wheat), 1813 nucleotides long. Its product is annotated as WAS/WASL-interacting protein family member 1. The record is from RefSeq and is a predicted model, not a curated record. Bases 1 to 999 code for a protein of 332 amino acids. The transcript has 6 exons. NCBI's taxonomy places the organism in Eukaryota, Viridiplantae, Streptophyta, Magnoliopsida, Poales, Poaceae.